ACAAAAUAAAUCUUUCAAAAAGUUGAACCGUUUUUGUUUGUUUUCACUCAGAAACAAAUUAAUAUUUUAUUGUAAAUUCAGUGAUUUAUAAACUAAUAUUUACAUGUAACCAAGAUGCCGUAUAUGCGGAGCACGAUAGAACAGCGGAACUCGGACAACAAUGACGUAUCAAAACGGGACAUCCCAUCUUUCAUUGAGCCGCUGCCACCGCUGAUUUCGAAUCCUUUCAUGAGGCCGAAGCCCGUGAAAGGGACUAAUUUACUGGAGUUGUUUGAGGAGGACUCUGAAUGCGAGGAGCCGGAGCUGGUGCAGGUGUACCUGCGUAUGAAGCCGAGCGAUGUUCCCAGUUCCCUAUACGAGGUGCGGUCCGACCAGUGCCUGGUCACGUCUAUGGACACGGCCACGGCGGGGCACGGCCGCCGCACGCAGCACAAUGUCAACAAAAUGUACACUUUCUCCAGGAUAUUUGGUGCAGACACUUCACAGAAAGAAAUAUUCGAAAAUGUAGUGAAGGACAACUUACGUAAGCUGCCAGAUGGCCAAAGCUACACCCUCCUCACAUAUGGGGCGUCAGGGUCCGGCAAGACGUAUACCCUGAUGGGCACGGUGGCAUCUCCGGGGCUGGUGCCGAGAUCUCUGGAGUAUCUGUUUCAAGUGGUGGAGGCAGCCCAGCAGCCCGUCUACAAGCCUUCGGAAGGUGGGGCUGAGCAGCUGAGUCCCGUGUUGCAGGAAUAUGAGUUGCAGUGGGUAAAGAAGCUGCGUCACGUAUCGGCGCCACUGCGCGACAAGUACCGCCGCAUGAGCGCACAGCUGAGGGCAGACUGCAGCACCGUGGACCUCAGCACCAGGACUCAGCAUUAUGUGUGGGUAUCAUUUGUGGAGAUUUACAACGAGGCAGUGUAUGAUCUGCUGGUGACGUCGGACCGUCGCUCUGCGUCCAAACUACGCAUCAGGGAGGAUGCAUCAGGACAGGUGUUUGUGAAGGGGGCGACACAAGCGUUCGUGCGUAGCGGCUCAGAGGCAUACGACGUGCUGGUAGCCGGCAAACACAACCUACAGGUGGCGGCGACAGGGGUCCACGCGCACUCCUCGCGCUCGCACUGCAUCUUCACUAUCACGCUGCUCACACACAAUGAAGCGGGCAACGUCCGCAUCUCGACGGUGCGUCUGUGCGACCUGGCGGGGGCGGAGCGAGCCUGCCGCACCGGCGCCCUAGGCGCUCGCCUCGCUGAGAGCAGGGCCAUCAAUUCGUCGCUACAUGUGUUGGAGCGCUGUCUGCACAUGCUGAGGCGGCGGCAGAAGGCCCCCGGGACUAACUUGGUGCCUUACAGAGAAUCAAAGCUGACCCGGCUGCUAGGCGCCGGUUUAUCCGGACGAGGCGGCGAGGCGGUGUGCAUGGUGGUGACGCUGAACCCCGACCCCGCGUACUCGCACGAGACCCGCCACGUGCUGCAGCUGGCCGCCGUCGCACGGGACAUACAGGUGAACAGCACUAUAGCGGAAACGGAAGUGACGUUCGACAGCGUGCAAGACUCCACCAUCGCUACCAGCGCAGAGGUGAUGAAGCUGCGGGCCGAUAAUGAACGACUGCACUACGAGUUGGUCCAAGCCCAAUCCCGCAACAAGCAGCUCCUCCUCUCGAUGGAGGAGCGGCAGCAGGCGUCGGCGGCCACCAUGCGCGAGCUGGUGGAGGAGGCCAAGGACAUGACGCGCCAGUACUACGAGGCCGAGCUACGAGCCGUGGAGGAGCGCGCCCGCACCGAGAUUGAAGACUUGACAGAGGAGUAUGAGAGCAAGUUGCGAGGUAUCAACACUCCUUCUAAGAUGGGGACACCUUCCAAGUCGCUACAUAAUAUGGUGGCCCGGUUACAAACGGAAAUCACAAUAUUGGAGGAGAAGCUGGCGGCUGAGCGUCUGGCCCGAGAGCGUGUGGAGGAGGAGAUGCAGCACCUGCGGGCCUGCAUCGAGGAGAGGGACCAGGAGAAAUCCGCAGGGGACAACGGCACAGACGUGAAUCGAGACAUCCUUCUGUUAUCCGACGAGGAACAAGACAGCGACGACGAGAUGAAUCAAAGCUUAGAGCCGAGCUUCAGGAAUGAAAAACUUAGAACAAUGAAAACACACAAAAAAUCGAUAGAAGCUGAUAAUAAAACUUACGUAAGUGAGAACGACAGUGAUGACGACACAAUUCUGGACAGUACAGCAAAGAAAUCGUUUGUUCUAGAUAAAUCUUCUAAAGAUAGUCUUGAUGAUGAUACCCUCAAUGAUACGUCCAGAAAAUCGUCUCUUAUUCAUCAACAAGAAAGUACUGAAGAGCAGUUCAAGAGCUGCGCUGAAAAUAGCACUUAUACAAGUGACAAAGGAAGUACUACAAGUAAUUUUGCUGAUGAAAGUGUGGAAAACUCAAAUAAUGAGACUGAUUAUGUUAAAGAAGUAUCAUUUGCUAGGCCAGCCGAUUUGAAAAGAGGUACUUAUAUGGUUAAAGAGUCGGAUAUAAAAGAUUUUAACGAUAGCGCAGAUUCUGGUUGUAAUAUUUCAAAGACCAAUAAAGAUUCCAAUGACGACGAUAGUUUGAUUAACGACAAGAGCAUUGAUGCCGAUAAGGUAAAUGUGUCUUUUGAAGGUAAAAAUGUAGGAAAUAUAUCUAAAACUCUACUCAGUAAAUUAAAACAUUCAACUGUUAGCAGUCAGAAAAGUAAUGAAUCGUUGGCAUUAUUUGAACAGUUUGAGAAAGACGUUGAUAAUAAAAACAAUAAACUUGAAAAACAACCAAGCGAAGUCUUCACCAAUAUCAAAAUUCUAAAAGAAAAGAGGACUUAUUUUGAUGAUGAUAAUAAAUUGAAUAACCCUGGUGAACCUGAAAUGGUUACCAGGACCGUUGUAAACGAGCCUGCAUGUGUAGAAAAUAAAAAGUCCGAUUUGGUUGGAGGCACGGAUAAACUUGAUGUAACAGGCGAAACACUCAUAAAAGACGACGUAGUAAAAAAAGGGCGAACUUAUUUUGAUGACGAUCAAGUCCCUUCAGAGAAACAAGUUUUAGAACCUGAAAAUCUUCUUAAAAAGGUGAAAAUUGAACGUAUAUCAGAAGUUAUUGUUGAUGAAUCUCCAAAUUUUACUACUGAUUUCGGAAAUAUUAAGAUACUGAAAGAGAAACGCACUUACUUUGAUAACAUUGACAAGAAUAUCGAGAAUACUAAGCUAAUGGACGUUAUUAAUAAUUCUAACACGCCUUCAGUGAGGUCACCAUCUAUAGUCAAAGAAGAAAUCCCUAACGAUUAUGAACCCACCACUAUUAAGAUACUGUUAGGAGACAGCAGAACUUCAAAUGUAAACGCAGCUUCAGUGAUAAAGAAUAAAUUAAUAAGUAAAGUCCACGAAUCUCUUGAUAUUUUUGAUGAAGUGUCCUCAUCAAAAUGUGUCGAUAAUGCGUCUGUUGAUGAAUUACGUAAAUCUAUUGGAAACAUUAUAUUAACUGAAGAAUCUACUACAAGAGACAUUGACAAAAAUAAUAGGACAGAAAAAGAUACGAAAGUCGAUACAUUUAAAAGCCCUAAAACACAUGAAAUGCAUAAGCCAGCUGAGAAAUAUGACACAAUCCCCGAAAUCCUACUGUCUCAGUCGAAAAACAUGCACAACAGUAACAACACCGAUGUAGAUUUCGAAAACCUCUACAAAGACGUAUCUACAUCUAGAGCAACCGAAUUUGAUUUAUUAGUAACACAAGAUUUUAAUAACACCGACGUUAUAGAAGAUAGGAGUAGUCGAGCAGAGAAAAGAGCUUCCAAUCUGAAACACGACAACAGUUCUCACUCAGAACUUGAAGUCAAGGAACAAGGCGACACUAGUACAGAAACAGAAAACAAAAGGAAAAACCCGGGUUCAAUACUAGAUUUCGCUAAAGAAGCUAAAGAUAAACGCAAUGAUUCAAAUGAAAAUAUUAAAACCGUCAAGUACAACUUACGCCACAAAACCGAAUCAGACGAGAAAGAUAAUGAACAGAAAGCAGCGGAAAUUAAAACAAAAAGAAGCCUCCGAUUACGCAGACGUAAAAACUUCAGCGAAGAUGACGAAUCGGCAGAUGAUAAAACGUCUAAAUUAAAAGACAUAGUGAAUUUACAAAAAGAGUUUUCUGAUGUGAUAAUGGAUAUACCAGUUGCUGAGAAAGUAGUUAAAGAUAUUCCGUCCCCUGAAAAGAAGCAAGGAGAAGAGGAGAAUGUAGCGCCACUUUAUUCACAGAGUUGUCCUUCUAAAAGCGUGACCCGAAGCCGCCGCAAGCUCUUCACUCCGCGAGCGGAGCCCCUAGACGAGUCCCCCCCGAGCGGGGGCUCCUGCGAGCGAGUGCGGGUGCCCCGGCCUUCGUACCACCGCGGCCGUGCCCGACGGAAGCUGUAGACUGUGAGGUGUAGGGCUAGUUGCACCACACUCGGUUAGAUCAUAACAAGGGAUUAGUAGUUGUUGAAUUUGGACACAUCUAUCAAGAAUUGAAUAUGGAGAUGACGUAUAAUUAAUGACAUUACAAUGUAAUAGGGGUAUUAAUGAUCUAACAGACUAA
Molecule: messenger RNA, 4552 nt
Organism: Plutella xylostella (diamondback moth)
Lineage: Eukaryota; Metazoa; Arthropoda; Insecta; Lepidoptera; Plutellidae
Biological process (GO): mitotic spindle assembly; microtubule-based movement; spindle elongation
Cellular component (GO): spindle microtubule; mitotic spindle
Molecular function (GO): ATP binding; microtubule binding; plus-end-directed microtubule motor activity
Source: RefSeq, a predicted model, not a curated record